GCUUUUGGAUUGGCUGGGUAGUCACGCCCCUAUAGCUGUAUGGAUUCUCCCGGCCGCCUCCCCCUGUACGCCCAAUUUCAGGCAACCCACUUUCUGCGCAUGCGCGGAAGGCAUUUUCCUCUGUUUUACCUGUUACUGUCCUCUGUCCGAGGGCCCAGGGGACCAAGAGGUGGUCUGGCCUGGAUCCUGCUGGGUUCAGGGUAAGAGUUAAGUGUCUCACCCUAAUUCCACUCGAGGAAAGGCCAGAAAGGCCCAUAAAUAGGUACUGGUCAUCUCUUGUUCCUUGUGAGUGACUUCCAUAGUCAUGUUAAGGGCUAAAAUUGGGCUUCUCUUGUUCCCUCCACAUUACCUGAAACAGCUUAAAGAAUCUAAGUUUCUGAGGCACACAUAUCAACGCCUUCUUCAUCAGCAGCUCCCCCUACAUCCAGAGUGGGUUGCCUUAGCUAAAAAGCAGCUGAAAGGCAAGAAUCCAGAAGAUUUGAUAUGGCACACCCCAGAAGGAAUCUCCAUAAAGCCCUUGUAUUCCAGCAAAGAUACCAAGGAAUUACCUGAAGAGUUACCAGGAAUGAAGCCAUUUACUCGUGGACCAUAUCCCACCAUGUAUACCUUCAGACCAUGGACCAUCCGCCAAUACGCUGGCUUUAGCACUGUGGAAGAAAGCAAUAAAUUCUAUAAGGACAAUAUCAAGGCUGGUCAACAGGGAUUGUCAGUUGCCUUUGAUCUUGCAACCCAUCGGGGAUAUGAUUCAGAUAAUCCACGAGUCUGUGGUGAUGUUGGAAUGGCUGGAGUAGCCAUUGACACUGUGGAAGACACCAAAAUUCUUUUUGAUGGAAUUCCUUUAGAAAAAAUGUCAGUUUCCAUGACAAUGAAUGGAGCAGUUAUUCCAAUUCUUGCAACAUUUAUUGUAACUGGGGAAGAACAAGGAGUACCUCAAGAAAAACUAACUGGUACAAUUCAAAAUGACAUAUUAAAGGAGUUCAUGGUCAGAAAUACUUACAUUUUUCCUCCAGAGCCAUCCAUGAGGAUUAUUGCAGAUAUCUUCCAAUACACAGCAAAGCAUAUGCCAAAGUUUAAUUCAAUUUCCAUUAGUGGAUACCAUAUGCAAGAGGCAGGAGCUGAUGCCAUUCUGGAAUUAGCAUAUACUAUAGCUGAUGGUUUAGAAUACUGUAGAACUGGACUCCAGGCUGGUCUUAGCAUUGAUGAAUUUGCACCAAGAUUAUCUUUUUUCUGGGGAAUUGGAAUGAACUUUUAUAUGGAAAUAGCAAAAAUGAGAGCAGGGAGACGACUCUGGGCACACUUAGUAGAGAAGAUGUUUAAACCCCAGAACUCUAAAUCACUUCUUCUGCGAGCACAUUGUCAGACUUCAGGCUGGUCACUUACUGAGCAGGAUCCUUACAAUAAUAUUAUUCGUACUACAAUAGAGGCAAUGGCAGCAGUGUUUGGAGGGACUCAGUCCUUGCAUACAAAUUCAUUUGAUGAAGCUUUGGGUUUGCCAACAGUAAAAAGUGCUCGAAUUGCCAGAAAUACCCAGAUCAUAAUUCAAGAAGAAUCUGGGAUUCCCAAAGUAGCUGAUCCAUGGGGAGGUUCAUAUAUGAUGGAAUCCCUCACAAAUGAAGUCUAUAAUGCUGCUUUGAAGCUUAUUAAUGAAAUUGAAGAAAUGGGUGGAAUGGCCAAAGCUGUAGCUGAAGGGAUCCCCAAACUUCGAAUUGAAGAAUGUGCUGCUCGGAGACAAGCCAGGAUAGAUUCUGGAUCUGAAGUAAUUGUUGGUGUAAAUAAGUACCAGUUAGAAAAAGAAGAACCUGUUGAGGUUCUGUCCAUCGAUAACACUUCAGUUCGUAACAAGCAGAUUGAGAAACUUAAAAAGGUGAAAGCCAGCAGAGAUCAAGAAGCAGCUAAAAAAUGUCUAGCUGCAAUCACUGCUUGUGCUGCCACUGGGGAAGGAAACAUCCUCCAUCUUGCAGUAGAGGCAGCCCGAGCAAGAUGUACAGUUGGAGAAAUAACAGAUGCAAUGAAAAGAGUGUUUGGUGAACAUAAAGCUAGUGAUCGAAUGGUGAGUGGGGCAUACCGCCAAGAAUUUGGAGAGAAUGAAGAAAUAACCCUUGCUGUUAGUAGGGUCCAGAAGUUCAUGGAAUGUGAAGGGCGUAGACCUCGUCUUCUUGUGGCAAAAAUGGGACAAGAUGGCCAUGACAGAGGAGCAAAAGUUAUUGCUACAGGUUUUGCUGAUCUUGGCUUUGAUGUGGAUAUAGGUCCUCUUUUUCAGACUCCUCAGGAAGUGGCUCAGCAGGCUGUAGAUGCAGACGUUCAUGUUGUAGGUGUGAGUACACUAGCAGCUGGUCAUAAAACCCUGGUUCCAGAGCUCAUCAAGGAGCUGAAUGCUCUCGGACGGCCAGAUAUUCUUACAGUAUGUGGAGGAGUAAUACCACCUCAGGAUUAUGAAUUUCUGUACAGCAUUGGUGUUGCCAAUGUAUUUGGUCCUGGAACUCGGAUUCCAAAAGCUGCAGUUCAGGUGCUUGAAGAUAUUGAGAAAUCCUUGGAAAAGAAGCAACAAUCUAUGUAAUAUCAAAUAUUUUGUCUUAAUGUGUUGCCAAAUUUCUAUUAUUCACUCUUGAUUAAUGAAGAGAAAAAGACAUGUCUAAAAAUUAUCUAUGCCACAUGUUGCCUUGUGUACUUUCUGAGAAAGUUUGAAAUCCAAAACCUUACUUUUGAAAAUUGUAUAAUGCUUUAGACCUAUAUACAUAUAUAGAUACAUACAUUUCAUCUUGCAUAUGAACAUCUAUUGGUUCUCAGAAAAAAUACACUUAGAAAGAGAAAAAAGAUUUUACCAAAAAUCCUGGAUAAAUAAAAUUAUAUUUAAAUUAUUCUGUUUUUAAACUGUUUUUUCUCAUUAUUCCAUGUGCAUUCAUAUAUAAUAAAUAUUCCCGAAAAAGGAAACUUUACCAGUCCUUAUCUUGAUUUCAUCAUUGCCUAUUUUUAUGAUUUAGUUCCUCUGAAGGAAGAAAGGCACCUACCGAAUGUAACAUCAAUACUAGGACCAAUGGGUGGAAUUUUACACUGAAGUGAAUUUUGGCUCACUCUAAGGAAAAACCUCCCAAAACAGAGUUGUUGAUAAAAAAGAAUGAGCUCUCUUGGGUUUUAGGUGCAGAGUUUCUCAUCACUGGAGAUCUUUAAGUAGGAGACUGAAUGAUUUUUCAGGAUUGGUAUAAAGGGAAUUGAUGCUUCAUUUGGAAGUAGCACGAAAUUACCUUUGAAAGCCAAUCCAACCCUUGAAUUUUGUUAUUCUAUAAGCAAUACUGAAUAAUAUUGUAGUAGAGAAUUUAGAUAGAAUCAGAAUUAGAAACUAUAACAUU
Messenger RNA from Dromiciops gliroides (monito del monte), 3347 nucleotides. RefSeq names its product methylmalonyl-CoA mutase (gene MMUT). The record is from RefSeq and is a predicted model, not a curated record. The transcript has 13 exons. Bases 305 to 2557 code for a protein of 750 amino acids. Gene Ontology annotation, molecular function: methylmalonyl-CoA mutase activity; metal ion binding; cobalamin binding. Gene Ontology annotation, cellular component: mitochondrion. NCBI's taxonomy places the organism in Eukaryota, Metazoa, Chordata, Mammalia, Microbiotheria, Microbiotheriidae.